ACCGGCGACCCGUGAUAAAUUACCCGGCCUGCCACGAGGCGGGUUUGGGUAUCAAGAAACCCGCCCCCGGACCUGCCCCAUUGCCAUUCCUAGGAGCACGGGCCAAAAAACUAGUUUCAUAUUAAACAAACAAAUUUCUUUGAUAUAGUGAGGCAUGGGUAAGAGAUAUAUAAGAUUAUAGUCGAGUGAUUAAGACGUUAGAUUAUCGAAAAAUAGUAUAAUGUUAGAUUUUAGUAGUGUCUCAUGUUCAAAUUUAUAUAAUAAAUAUUCCUCUACAUUAAAGGCAAGAAUAAAUUUGUUGAUAUAUUUUGUAUGACUUUUCUUCAUAUUUAGAAGUGUGUAUAUUAUUACAUACAAUCCCACUAUGCCUCAAAUGUACAACUAGACAAAGCAUAUGUUGGUCAUUGUGAUAAAUAUAAGUCGUUGGUAUUCUAGAAAGAAAACAAGAGAGAGUGUUUUGUGUUGAAAAUAUACAAAUUUUAUGCUGCUUGCAAUUGACUUUAUAGUGUAGGCGCUUAAUUUUUGCUGAAAAGUCUUAAUCGAAUAUGAAAUAUUUCAACGUCUAAAUUUUCUUCUAACUGUAAAAAUGAUGUCUAGAUUUCAGCAAUAAAGAGGGAGAAAUGAUUGAAAAAGGAGGGGCUAAAACCCUUAUUAUGCACUUAUUUCUCUCCAUGAUUAUUCUUGUUAUUACUACGAGUAGAAUGGUUCCACUUUCCUGCUUAUUUAUAACAGAAUGAAAACCCAAAAGUAUUAGAAUGCGGGAGAAGAAGACAGAGUAAAAAUUGCCUAAAACGGUGGGUUAUUGCAAAAUUGACGUCAACACAUUUGGGGGAAACUAACUUCACUCUUCAAAUCUCAACCAUAAAAUGGAAUUCCUUCAAAAAUCAAAAAAUAAAUCUACUUUUAAAAAACAACCAAUUAAACCAAAACCAAACAAUCAUUAGAUUCAUUCACAACUCCAAAACAUAGAACAACAAACACAGAAACAAAACAACACAGAAACAACAAAAUUUGUGAGGAGCUGCAAAUCAUUUCUUCUACACUCAGUUCUUCUCAUAACAACACAAUUAUAAUUUCCAUCAUUGUCAUAAUAUUCCUUCCCUAAAUUUUGACAUUGGAAAGAAACCCUUUUCCCCCCCUCUCAUCUUUCUCCCUCUCCGUUUCCAUGAUUCACAGACCAAAAUACUAAGCCUUUUUCUGGGUUUGGUCUCUCAAACAGAAAAGAAAAAACCAUUUCAGCUUUUGCAAACAAAGUUGAAGACAAAAAAAAAAAAAAAAAAAAGAGAGUAAAGAAUGGUGAAGCCGUGUUGGAGACCCUGCAUUGAAGAUGACACGAUGGGGAGAUUGGAUGGAUUGGUGUGGCAUAAGGAUUUAGGAAGCCAUGCUUAUGGAGAAUUUUCCAUGGCUGUCAUUCAAGCCAACCGCAUGUGUGAAGAUUACAGCCAGCUUGAAUCUGGUCCUCUGAGCUCCUUCAUCUCCGGUGACCAUCCUCAGGGCACCUUCGCCGGCGUCUACGAUGGCCAUGCCGGCUCCGAGGCUUCCAAAUUUGUCAGCCACAAUCUCUUUUUCAAUCUCAAGAAUAUCGUGUCGGAGAGACGAGAAGUGUCGGAAUCGGUACUCAAGAAGGCAUUCUCGGCGACAGAAGAGGAUUUUUUAUCAUUGGUGAAGAAGCAGUGGAUGAACAACCCCCAAAUCGCUUCGGCAGGGACGUGCUGCCUCGCCGGCGUUUUGCACGACGGUGUGCUUUUCGUCGCCAAUGCCGGAGAUUCCAGGGCGGUGCUCGGAAGAGUGGAGAGAGGGAGUAAGAGAGCCUCGGCGGUACAGUUGUCCAACGAACAUAAUGUCAACAUCGCAUCCGUUAGAGAAGAGCUCUACGCUUUGCAUCCCGACGACUCUCAGGUUGUCAUCAUGAAGCAUAAGUGUUGGCGUGUUAGAGGCCUCAUUCAGGUGUCGAGAUCGAUUGGGGAUGUGUACCUAAAGAGGGCUGAGUUUCAAAGAGAGCCCCUGCUUCCCAAAUUCAGAUUAACAGAAACAUUCGAGAAGCCGAUACUAAAUUCAGAGCCGGAAGUGACUGCCCACAAGCUCCAGCCAGAGGACCAUUUUGUAAUUUUCGCAUCUGAUGGUUUAUGGGAGCAACUCAGCAACCAAGAAGCCGUCGACAUUGUCCACAACUUUCCUCGCAAUGGAAUCGCCAAAAGGUUACUGAAAGCUGCGCUGCAUGAAGCUGCAAAGAAGAGAGAGAUGAGAUACGCGGAUUUGAAGAAGAUCGACCCAGGAGUCAGAAGACAUUUUCACGACGACAUAACGUUGAUCAUUGUGUUUAUAGAUUCUCAUUUGGUUAGUAAGAGCCCUCUCCCGCCUUACUCGAUCAAAGGAGGUGUUUUCCCUCGUUAACACUUCAAAGGCCAUGAAAGACGUUGUAGCCCUUUUCCUUCCAAUAGUCCUUUCUUGGAAAACAGAGCACUGUAUUUAGCGAAACAGUGUUCAAAGAAAAAUCACAAAUAGUGAAAAAAUUCAAAGUUAAAGAUACAAUAUGGUAAAAUUGGUUAUAGAUAUGUGUGAUGGUAGUAGUAGUAGGCUAUAUUAGUAAUAGAGAUCCCAAAUUUGGAUCCCGUCGAGCCGGGAGUCUGUUAUAUCCUGAAUGUGUAAAGUCCGUAAUUGUAAUUCAAAUACUGCCAGGGUGUUUUCCGGCGAGAAAACUUGCGUUGAAACGAAUUGAAUGCACCUUGACUUCUUUGGACAACGAUCACUAAGACACGGUUCACACCUCUUCAAACACAGUUCGAACGAGGGUGUUCGAUGUUUACACGACUCACGAGAUAGAAUCUAAAUUAAAUUACCCUACUCCUAUGGAGGUUCAGUGAGAGCUCUAGAUCUACGACUACGCUAAAGUUGCAGAGGAAAAGAUAAAGGGAUAAAAUUAGACAUUGUGUUGUCUGGUUUGUAUUUUGACCACCUUUUCUCUGACAACUCUUCCUCCUAUUUAUAUGCUUGAGGUGAUAACUGUCGUAGAAAACUGUUUGGAGAGUAACUUCCAAAAGGAACUGUUUCCCUUCUUUCUCGGACGUGGCUAACGUGUCCUUGAAUGUGGAGUAAUUGACAGUUUCUCAAUCAAACCGCCGGUUCUCCCUUUUGGAACUGACGUCUUGUUACUUGCCCUUUCCUUUACCAUGGCUAUUCCAGAUCUCGUGACGAGGCGGUUUGUCAAACAUGAUGACAACGCUACGAGGUGGUUUACCAAACUUGACGCGAGGAGGCUUGUCGCGACGAGGUGGUCUACCAAACUUUACGCGAGGAGGCUUGGCACUUGGACUUAGCAGAGGCUUGGCGGACUUGCGACAAGGUGGCCUGGCAGACUCGCAAUGUGGUUUAGACAAGGAAGGAGGCUUGUCGCGAUGAGGCACCAGACUUAUCACGCGUCAUGUCAGGCCUAAUCGUUUGGGUUUAAAAAUCUAGUAUCGUAGGCCCAGUUUAAAUAACAUUAAUUGUUAUUGUUGAUCUGGCCUUAUAAAGACAGUUAAUGUCUUGUAAAUAAUCAAUGCGGUACACGAUUAUUUUUUUUAGUGUAAACACAGGGUAAAUACAUUUAUUUCUUUAAGAAAUUUAUGGUUUCGGGAAUACGACCGACCACUCUAAUUUGGUUUGAGUUUUCUAGUACCAUAUAAAUAGAUCAAGGUUACACAGAAGAAUAUAAAUUUUUCUUGAGCACUUCUACUAUGCUAUAUAGUAUUGGUGUUUUAAUGUACAACUUAAAGUUGUACCAUAACAUUAAAUGUAUAAGUUUAGGUUGUACCAUAAAGCAAUUUGUACCAUUAUGUUAUGGUACAACUUUACAACUUGAAGUUAUACAAUCACAUAAAGGUACAAGUUCAAGUUGUACCAUAAAAGAAUUUGUACAAAAAGUAUAGGUACAAUCUGAAGUUGUACCAUAAUCGUAAAUGUACAAUUUUAAGUUGUACCAUAAAGGCAAAACCCUAUA
Molecule: messenger RNA, 3979 nt
Organism: Linum trigynum
Lineage: Eukaryota; Viridiplantae; Streptophyta; Magnoliopsida; Malpighiales; Linaceae
Source: the annotation of a GenBank genome assembly